GCUCAGGAAUUAAUGCGUCCUAGAGUAAUUUAAACAGGUGUCAUGCUCAAAUUUUAGGCUGUCUCUCAUGUUGGAUUUACAUGUGUAAGACGGGAGGGGAAAAACAUACUUCAAAGUCAGCGAGGACUGAAAGAGAGAGUAAGAGAGUAAGAGGGUGUGUGAGAGAGAAAGUGGGCGAGAACGAGAAAGAAAGGCAGCGCAAAGUCACACUAGCUGCCAUCAUGCCAACUUUUGUAUUAUCUGUCAGGCUCAAGCGUUCGCCAGUAUCGGAGUUUCAGAGGCAGAACAUACUUUAAAACGUAGCAGAAUUGCUGACGGGGACUGUAAGGAAAUACCGAACAAAAGAAGGGCAGUCUAAGUUGCCAGUAGACGAGAGCCGUCAAUGAAAGGGUGACUUCGAGAGCUUCAGGAACCUCUCUCGCCUCUUAAUAGGAUCCCUCUCUCAACUCACCACUGAGGGAGCAUAUCACACACGCACAGUUUCUCCAGACAUGCAUUUGAACGGCACCUGCGAGAACCAAACCGACAUCACGGAUGGAAAUCCAGUAGUGAGCACGGUGAUGUUCAUCCUGGGUGUGAUUGGGAAUGUCAUCGCACUGGGCAUCCUGGGGGUCCACCAGAAGGAGCGGCGCACCAAGUCGUCUGUCUUCUGCAUCUUGGUAACUGGGCUGGCCCUGACCGACCUGCUGGGCACCUGCUUCCUCAGCCCCCUGGUUUUUGUGUGCUACGCCCACCAACGGUCACUGCUAGGGCUGACCGGGGGCAUGGGACUCUGCGCCCUCUUCGCCUUCACCAUGACAUUCUUCGGCCUGGCCUCCAUGCUCAUCCUGUGCGCCAUGGCUGUGGAGCGAUGCCUGGCCCUCAGUCACCCUUACUUCUACUCCAAAUGGGUACGAGGCAGCUUCGCCAAGGUGUCCCUUCUGCUCAUCUACCUCUUCACCUGCGCCUUCUGUCUCCUGCCCUUCUUCGGCUAUGGCCGCCACAAGCAGUACUGCCCGGGCACCUGGUGCUUCAUCAAGAUGGAUGCGGCGGGCGAGGGGGAAGACGAGGAGAGGAAGGUGUUGGCUUUCUCGCUUUCCUACGCCUCGCUCAUGGCGCUGCUGAUAGUGGUGGUGUUUAUGUGCAACGGCUCGGUGAUCGUCAGCCUGUGCCGAAUGCACCGCAGCCAGAUGACACGCCGUGGCUCCGUGGUGAACGGAGGGAGGAAGAGGAAGAUAAGUCUGGGCUGGUUUGGGCAGGGCGAGGAGGAGAUGGAUCACCUAAUGCUGCUGGCCUCCAUGACGGUCAUUUUCGUCGUAUGCUCCCUGCCUCUCACAAUUGCCGGUUUUGCCAAUGCCAUCGUGCCAGUAGGCGAUGACCAGGAUAACCUUCUGGCCUUCCGUUUCCAGGCACUGAACCCCAUUGUGGACCCCUGGGUUUUCAUCAUCUUCCGUAAGUCGGUGUUCCGCCACCUCCGCUCCUUCCUGCGCUGUCGCUUCACACAGAGAGGCCUGAAGAGCACAGCCCAUUGCAGCCUCUCCUUACCCCCCGAAGUCAACAAUGAGUCUUCCAAACCCUCGUCCUCCAUAGCCCUGAUGUAGGGACCCAGGAUAGAGGGGCGACGUUAGAGUUGGGUGACCUGGGGACCCGCGGCAGGAUAGAGGGAUGAUGUUAGAGUGGGACAGAUUUUGGAGAGUAGGCAGUGGGUGAAGGAGUAGAGGGUCUGGACAGUAAACCUUGUUGACCCCUGUUACUAACAGGUGUCUUAUCGACUGUUGUCAUGACUAUGCCGAUGCACCUACAGAAUGUGUUAAGUCUGUCUGUCGGAUGAAGACACUGCAAAGGGGUGGAUGACUGAGAUAUUAUGCCUUGGCCACCAAACACUAUCAAGUCUCACACUCAAAGUAAAUGAAAUGGACAGGAGCUCCUGCUCCCAACUGAAUGUGUGCUAUGAAGGUCCUCUAUGAGCAGCCUGGAGGACAAAGGCCAGGACAAAGACCAGGCUACAGACUAGGUCACAGACCCAAAGACAGACCAGGUCACAGACCAAAAGACAGACCAGGACACCGACCAGAAGGCAGACCAGGAGGCAGACCAGGACACAGACCAGGUGACAGACUAGGACACCGACCAGAAGGCAGACCAGGAGAAAUACCAGGACACAGACCAGGAGACAGACUAGGACACAGACCAGGAGACAGACCAGGA
Messenger RNA from Esox lucius (northern pike), 2187 nucleotides. RefSeq names its product prostaglandin I2 receptor (gene ptgir). Lineage: Eukaryota; Metazoa; Chordata; Actinopteri; Esociformes; Esocidae. Gene Ontology annotation, biological process: positive regulation of cytosolic calcium ion concentration; adenylate cyclase-activating G protein-coupled receptor signaling pathway; negative regulation of smooth muscle cell proliferation. Gene Ontology annotation, molecular function: prostacyclin receptor activity; thromboxane receptor activity. The coding region runs from base 492 to 1580 and encodes 362 amino acids. The record is from RefSeq and is a predicted model, not a curated record. The transcript is spliced from 3 exons. Gene Ontology annotation, cellular component: plasma membrane.